CCCUUGGGGAACAGUGCGCAGGUUGGACCGGGGAGUGGGGUAAGGGAAUAAGGCUGAAGGCGUUUGCCAGGCGCUUCGUUUCCCGGCGAUUCUGGGCCGUGAAGUGGACACCGCUCGACCGAAACAGAGAGCCCUCUCUCCGCAUCGCCCGGCGAAGGCGCUCCAUUAAGGGUUUUAGUGUGUCCUGUUUCCCAGGGAGACCGGGGGUGUCGCACAGCAGGAGGAGAAGAUCAGCGGAAAACCUGCCCCUGACCCUGCGUCAGGAGUCCGGUCCGGUCCUGGACACACACAGGAGAAACUCCAACUCCGGCUGCGGUCAGCGACCCAGAACACAAACACGUGGACCGUUUCUGACCCUGCGUUAGGCGUCCGGUCCAGUCCCGGACACACAGGAGAAACUCUAACUCCGGCUGCGGUCAGCGACCCAGAACACAAACACGUGGACCGUUUCUGACCCUGCGUUAGGCGUCCGGUCCAGUCCAGUCCCGGACACACAGGAGAAACUCCAACUCCGGCUGCGGUCAGCGACCCAGAACACAAACACGUGGAAACGUUUCUGUGGCUGUGGUAGGACGACGUGGUCCCAAAUGAGCCUGGAAACGCGCUCAAACCAGCCGGUACCGGAUACUGCAGCGGAGUGACCAGGGCAGGAAUACCACACUGUUUCAGGGGUGGUGAGACACAUGCAGGCUGCCAGCAGGGGGGCUGCUACAGUCUAAUAACAGCAGCAGACCUGGGUCAAAUACGUCAUUGUUUUGGAUUCAAAUACACUUUGCUGAGCGUGUCUGGCGUAUAGGAACCUAUGAAACACUCGCAGAAAGAGCAAACCCGGCCCAACAGGACAGCGGUGGAACCUGAGGGGCGGGGCGAGGGGUGAGACAUGGAGCUGAUGGGGUCCACCCUGACGGCCACGUACUCCCGGCCCAAAUCCAGCCACUUCCUGCCGGCCAUCUCCACCAUGGCGGCCAGCUACCGGAGCCACCAGCCGCUGGUGGCCCUGGCGCAGGGCUCGGGCAUGCCCUGGAGGACCAGCGGGUACUACAAGAGCGGCAACGGCGGGGUGUCCGGGCUGGCCGCCUCGGGCCUGGCGCGGUCCAAGACCAUGUUCUACCCGUCCAACAGGGCGGCGCUGACGUCCCGCUACACGCCGGACGACUGGCACAAGUCCAACCAGUGCAACUACCGCGAGUCGGAGUCGUCCCGGAACAGCGCCGAGAGGCUGAGGCGGGACACCAUCCGGAUGAUCCAGGACAAGGACCAGCUCACCCGGCACACCCAGGAGAGCACCAGCAAGAACAUCGGCGAGCGCAUCACCGACAUCUCCUUCUGGAGGUCCGAGCUCAACCACGAGAUCGAGAACAUGGUGGCCGAGAUCGGAGCCCUCUCCGAGGUGAAGAGGAGGCUGGAGAGGGCCCUGGCGGAGACGGAGGGACCCCUGCAGGUCUCUCAGGAGUGCCUGUACCACCGGGAGAAGAGGAUGUCCAUCGACCUGGUGCACGACGACGUGGAGAAGGAUCUCCUGAAGGAAGUGGAAGUGAUCAAGUCGUGUCAGGAGAGGAUGAGGAGGCACUUGGACCGCGCCAUUGCUCAGCUUGCAGCUAACCGAGGCGCGCAGCACGAGCUGGAGAAGGACGCCAGUGACAAGGUGAGCGCCUUCCGCAUCGACGACAGGUGCCACCAGCUCCGCAACAAGUCCGACGGGAUCAGCUACCACCGCGGCGUCGAGCGCAACGACCCCUCGCUGUCCCUCCCUGAGACGUGGUGCAGAUUCACGGACAGCAACAUCCUGCACUCCCAGAGCGAGCGAGCCACCUCCCACAAGCUCCGCGACGAGAUCGAGAUCCUCCUCAACGCCACGUCCACCCAGAUGUGGAACCAGUUCAACACCGUCAACGUGGCCUUCACCAACCGCCUGUCCGAGACCGCCGACGCCAAGAACAGCCUGCAGACCCACCUGGCCAAGACCCUCCAGGAAAUCUUCCAGACCGAGAUGCUCAUCGAGAGCCUGAGGAAGGCCAUCCGGGACAAGGAGAACCCGCUGAAGGUGGCCCAGACCCGGCUGGAAGAGAGGGCCCGCCGGCCCAACAUGGAGCUUUGCCGAGACAACCCCCACCACAGGCUGGUGGGAGAGGUGCGGGAGAUUGAGGACACCAUACAGAAGCUGAGAGAUCGGCUGGCCGAGGCGGAGAGUGCGCUGCAGAUGCUGGUGAAGACCAAGGUCACCCUGGAGCACGACCUGUCCGUCAAGGCCAACUCCCUGUUCCUGGACCAGGAGAAGUGCAUGGGCAUGCGGAGGACCUUCCCCAGCACCCCCCGCCUGGUGGGGUACACAUAGAGCCAGGGGGAGGGAGGCACACACACA
Conger conger (European conger) is the source of this 2362-nucleotide messenger RNA. It is a transcript of the gene tekt3, whose product is annotated as tektin 3. Gene Ontology annotation, biological process: cilium assembly; cilium movement involved in cell motility. Gene Ontology annotation, cellular component: microtubule cytoskeleton; nucleus; sperm flagellum. The transcript is spliced from 8 exons. NCBI's taxonomy places the organism in Eukaryota, Metazoa, Chordata, Actinopteri, Anguilliformes, Congridae. Bases 881 to 2335 code for a protein of 484 amino acids. The record is from RefSeq and is a predicted model, not a curated record.